UUUAUUUUCCUUCUCUAUUUUCUCUCGUUCUCUCUCCUUAACAAUCCCUUCAUCAGGAACCAUAAAGCUGGUAACAAAACCCAGAAAGAGGUAGAGAAGAAGAGAAAUUUCUUCCAAUAAAUCGGAAAAGGAAGAGAGAAAAUAGAGGAGAAAUCCAGGCAUAUGCAUCUCCUUGAGGCUCCUUUGUUCAAUUAGAGAAUACUUGCAAUUUGUAUUUGAAGAAACGACCAAGGAUGCGUCGUUGGCUUUGCUGUUCGUGUCAGGCAGACGAGAGUUACCAACAACACGAAAACGAGCACUUGAAAGCACCCAAGGAUCAUACUGAUGGGCAUAAUAGAAACUCAAAGGUGCCGGCUCCUAUCAAACCGGAAGUGCAAAAAUCACCACCACCUAUCGAAGUUCCUGCAUUACCAUUGGAAGAAUUGAAAGAAAAAACCGACAGUUUCGGAUCAAAGGCUUUGAUUGGUGAGGGUUCUUAUGGAAGAGUUUAUUAUGCCGACUUGAACAAUGGAAAAGCUGUGGCUGUUAAAAAGCUCGAUGUUUCCGCCGAGUCCGAGUCAAAUGUAGAGUUUCUGACCCAGGUUUCCAUGGUUUCAAGACUGAAGCAUGACAAUUUUGUCGAGUUGCAAGGUUACUGUAUUGAAGGAAAUCACCGUGUGCUUGCCUACGAGUUUGCAACGAUGGGUUCGCUUCAUGACAUAUUGCAUGGAAGGAAGGGAGUUCAAGGGGCACAACCAGGGCCAGUUCUUGACUGGAUUCAGAGGGUAAGAAUUGCAGUUGAUGCAGCAAGGGGCUUGGAGUACUUGCACGAGAAGGUUCAACCCUCGAUUAUCCACAGAGAUAUCAGAUCUAGCAAUGUGCUUCUUUUUGAAGACUUCAAAGCCAAGAUUGCAGAUUUUAACCUCUCAAACCAGGCUCCUGACAUGGCUGCUCGUCUUCAUUCUACUCGAGUUUUGGGAACCUUCGGCUAUCAUGCCCCAGAGUAUGCUAUGACCGGUCAGUUGACGCAAAAGAGCGAUGUCUACAGCUUUGGGGUUGUCCUUUUAGAGCUUCUUACGGGUAGGAAGCCUGUUGACCACACAAUGCCUCGUGGACAGCAGAGUCUCGUUACCUGGGCUACCCCACGACUGAGCGAAGACAAAGUAAAACAAUGCGUAGAUCCAAAACUGAAGGGAGAGUAUCCUCCUAAAGCCGUUGCUAAGUUGGCAGCUGUGGCAGCGUUAUGCGUGCAGUAUGAAGCCGAGUUCCGUCCUAACAUGAGCAUCAUUGUCAAGGCUCUCCAACCAUUGUUGAAGCCUCCAGCAGCAGCAGCGGUGGCGGCACCCGAGACUUGAAAAGCAAAUGAACCCAAGUUUCUCCUCCAGUAAUCGGAACUUCCACGACCUAUGAAUAGGUUGGUUUCAUAACGAAAUACACUUUUUAAUCUGAUCACUAAAUAUUAAUUAUAUACACAUUCUCAUAUUUUUUCAUAUAUGACGAUGGUAAGCUUAGGAUUGGGUUGAUCCGUUUAAUUUCUGUCGGUUUCCGGUUUUGGAUGUAGUCGUAAAUUGACCAGCGGUUUGGGUUGUGUUGACGAGUAUGGUUUGGUUUGUACUUUGGUCAUUGUUAUGCUUCAUAAAUUUGUAUGAAUGUUUUCGUUGAGAGAGAUUGGAACUAAUCGAAGAGUGAUGGGCAGUCUUUGAUUUGUUGAUGUUUAUAUCUAUUUCCAUGAA
Messenger RNA from Hibiscus syriacus, 1712 nucleotides. RefSeq names its product PTI1-like tyrosine-protein kinase 3. Bases 234 to 1334 code for a protein of 366 amino acids. The record is from RefSeq and is a predicted model, not a curated record. Gene Ontology annotation, molecular function: protein tyrosine kinase activity; ATP binding. The transcript has 8 exons. Lineage: Eukaryota; Viridiplantae; Streptophyta; Magnoliopsida; Malvales; Malvaceae. Gene Ontology annotation, biological process: protein phosphorylation.